AUGAAACCAAAUGGUGAAAAAAUUACAUUAGCUGAAUCUGGUUGGAUUGUUCAAUAUUUGAUUGAAAACUAUGAUAAAAAUAACAAAUUUAAACCUGAAACUUUGCAAGAUGCUAAUCAAAUUGGUUACUUUUUACAUUAUUCAGAAGGUACCAUACAACCGAUGCUUGUUGGAUUAUUAGUUAAUCAUUUUGCUGUAACUACUGCCCCGUCCCAAUCAAAAGAAUUGGUUAAACAGAUGAUUGGACAAAUAAACAGAGGGUAUUAUGGAACAGAAUUACUUAAAAAUCUAAAAUAUUUGAACAAUAUUGUAAUUGAACAAAAAAAUAGAGGUUCAGAUUUUAUAGUUGGAAAUAAAUUAUCAGCUGCUGAUAUAAUGCUAUCAUUUCCAAUACUUGGAGCUUUUACAAGAGAUCAAAUGUCUGAUAAUUACACAAAUUUGAAAAAUGAUUAUCCUGACUUAUAUAAGUAUUUUCUUAAUUUAACAAAACUUGACGGUUGGAAAAAAGCAGCAGGAAAGGUUAAAGAUAUGGAAAAAGUAAUCAUUGAUGGUAAAUUAUAA
This is a messenger RNA of Lodderomyces jiufengensis, 561 nucleotides long. RefSeq lists its product as uncharacterized. The coding region runs from base 1 to 561 and encodes 186 amino acids. The transcript has a single exon. NCBI's taxonomy places the organism in Eukaryota, Fungi, Ascomycota, Pichiomycetes, Serinales, Debaryomycetaceae. The record is from RefSeq and is a predicted model, not a curated record.